GUUUAGCCUGACUGUCACUAUCAAUCACGACAGCACCUCUAGCUAUCACAAACAUUCAGCUGUUGAGUCGCACACGUGCGCUGCAAAAAUAUUUAUAUUCUAAUUUUUAAAUCAAGUUUUGAGCUGAAAUGAGUGACGAUGAAGAGACCUACGACUCGAGGGCCCACCAACGGCUGCUGCAGGCUAUCGGCAGUCUGGGCAAGGGGCAACACAUUCAGAAAUCCACACGCGAUGAGCGGCAGUCUCGUCAGGAUGAGUUCCAGUUGGUCAAGAGCGUGCCCGUGACGGAAGCGGAGCAUGGGCCGCGAUCGGUGGGCCUCAACGACCUGGUGCAAAUCCUGCGCACCUCUACCAAGCACAGCCAGACGGGAAAGAAACUCAAAAAUGUCCAGAGCACUCGCAAGUUACUCCAGAAGCCGCUAGAGAAACCUCAAGCGGAUCGCAUCAAACGGACCAUUGGAUACGAGGGAGUGACCAAGAAGCUAGGUCGCUGGGAUGCUGUGGUGGCACAACAGCGCUCGGCGGAGACCCAGAUCUUCCCACUUCCCUCGGAGACCAUUUACGUGAAUACGAAAGCUAAUGUGCGCAGAUUAAACACCAGCCUAAAGUCAAACCUGGCAAUGGAGCUCCAGAAGACCGAUCUCAAGCUGCGAGAGCUACGCAAAGCGCAAAUCGGCGACACCACCGAUGAGAAGGCUCUGGCAGAGCAGGAGAGCCAACUGCUCGCAAAGAAGCUCACUAAGGACGAGCUCUUUGCCCGUCGCAAGGAGCUGGCAUACCUCAAGAUGCGAGAGUCGCAGAAGUCGGCAAAGGCACGAAUGCAGAACAAAAUCAAGUCGAAGAAAUACCACAAGCUGCAGAAGCGCCAGAAGAUCAUAGAACAGAUGAAGGAGUUCGAGCUGUUGCAGAAAACGAAUCCCGAGGCGGCGCUGGAGAAACUGAAUGCCUUGGAGAAAAGUCGAGUGCAGGAGCGUGCUAGCUUGCGGCACAAGAACACCGGAACCUGGGCGAAGAAUCUCCAAGUGCGUGCCAAGUACGACAAGGAGGUGCGGAAGGAUCUGGCCGAGCAGUUGGCCGUCAGCAGGGAGCUCACUCAGAAAAAGGAGGAAUCCGAGAGCGAAGAGGAAACAAGAAACCCGGCAGCUGAAGACGAGGAUGAGGACUACGAUCCUUUUAAUCCCUGGACCAAAGGGAAGGCUGCCGAGAACGGAGAAGAAGCUAACGGCGAUGAUGAGGACCCAAACUGGAGGAAAUAUUGGACGGAACGGAAUGAGAACGAGAAACUGUUGGAGCAGCAUCGCAUGGACAUGGACGAGGACAAGGACGAGGAUGAAGUCAAAGAAGAGUCGCAGGAUUCUGAAGAGGGCGAUGAAAAAGAAAUUGUGCUUCCUUCAAAACCAAAACAGGCCAAGAAGACAACCAAAAAGGCCAAAGUUCUUCUGCAAAAUGGAUGGCAGGUGGAAAAAGUCAAGCCGGAAAAGGUCAAGACGAAAAAAGAAAAGGGGAACGUCCAAACGAAAUCCAUUGAAGACAUUUUUGACGAACAAAAUGACGUUUUGAGGGCCAAGCUAACCAAAAAGCUGGAUAAGCUCAAGAAGCAGGUCAACCAACUCAAAAAGACUCCCGUCAAAGGCAAGAAGGCUAACAAAAAGGACGCCCUUAAGAACCUACAGGAUCUGACGUUCAAGAAGAAAAAACAGGUGGAGAUAGAUGAGCCGUUGAACUACGAAGCCGACGAAGAGUCGCCGAAGAACGUCCCCGAGGUUCAAGAGUCCUCUGUUCCCGAAUCCGUAGAAACCCCAUCUACCGACACCAUAGACCCCAACAAAGUUGCCACAAUAGUGUGGAAGCAAAAGAAGACCAACUCGAACGGCAUUAAUGACGUUCUCAUUGACGACGAGGGGGCGGACUACGAAGAGGAUGAUGUGGCUGCUGAUCGCCAGCUAACCAUUAGUCAGGCAUUCGAGGACGACGACAUUGUAGCCGAUUUCAAUCGCGACAAGACCAAGGACUCUGAGCUAAAGAACACGGAAAUCCAGCUAGCCCUUCCUGGAUGGGGUUCUUGGGCUGGUGCCGGCAUUUCCAAGGAAGUGAUGGAGCGCCGCAACAAGCGACUUCUGCUGAAGCUGGCGGCUCCAGAGAAGCGUCGAGAUGAGAACAAGGACAAUCUCUAUCUUAACGAAAAUGGUAGCAAGCAGGCGCGCGAGCACUUGGUCUCCAGUGUCCCAUUUCCGUUCCGCUCUUUGGCCGACUAUGAGGCCAGUAUUCGAGCCCCGAUCGGACGGACUUUUGUGCCGGAGACUGCUUUCCGGAUGCUGACACGACCGGCAGUCAUUACUCGCAAGGGCCAGGUCAUUAAUCCCAUGGACGAGAGUGAGCUGGUUAAGCCGGACAGACGUCUGCGUCAUGUCGUAGACAGGAGAAUAAAGCGGCUGCCGAAAGUACCUUCCAAGAUAAAAAAAACUUAGAUAUAAAAUAUAGUUACGAAGAUCAGAAAAUAUACCGUUGUAAAUUGAUAAAAUAA
Messenger RNA from Drosophila ananassae, 2524 nucleotides. Its product is annotated as U3 small nucleolar RNA-associated protein 14 homolog A. The transcript is spliced from 2 exons. NCBI's taxonomy places the organism in Eukaryota, Metazoa, Arthropoda, Insecta, Diptera, Drosophilidae. The record is from RefSeq and is a predicted model, not a curated record. Gene Ontology annotation, cellular component: small-subunit processome; nucleolus. Bases 129 to 2468 code for a protein of 779 amino acids. Gene Ontology annotation, biological process: rRNA processing.